Molecule: messenger RNA, 396 nt
Organism: Racocetra fulgida
Lineage: Eukaryota; Fungi; Glomeromycota; Glomeromycetes; Diversisporales; Gigasporaceae
Source: the annotation of a GenBank genome assembly
AUGGAUAUGAAGACAUGUGGUACAUGCAAACGUUCAUUAUCCCCAGAAGCCUUUAUCCAUAAUAACAAAUCUUAUAAAACAUGUUCUACUUGCUUAACUACAAAGUCCAACAAGAGAGCGGAGAAACGAUCUAUUCCAUCUGAUAACGACUUUGAAAACAUGAAUAAUCAAACAGAAAGUCAAUUAAAUAUGGAAGAAAUCGCCUUUACGAAUAUUAUAGAAUAUGUUUCUAAUAAACUUACUAACCUUGAGGAUGAUUCCGGCAUUUCCUUUAAUUUGCGUAUUGAACUUGAUGAUAAUGUACUGACAAAUGCGCAUCAUGAUAUGAAACUUUUGGCAAAAUUAAUAGUUGACGAAAUUGAGGAAGGAGACGGGUAUCAUUGGACUGUAGCCUAG